Messenger RNA from Cucumis melo (muskmelon), 2368 nucleotides. Its product is annotated as ADP,ATP carrier protein 1, mitochondrial. Gene Ontology annotation, biological process: mitochondrial ADP transmembrane transport; mitochondrial ATP transmembrane transport. The transcript is spliced from 5 exons. Lineage: Eukaryota; Viridiplantae; Streptophyta; Magnoliopsida; Cucurbitales; Cucurbitaceae. The record is from RefSeq and is a predicted model, not a curated record. Gene Ontology annotation, cellular component: mitochondrial inner membrane. Gene Ontology annotation, molecular function: ATP:ADP antiporter activity. The coding region runs from base 981 to 2117 and encodes 378 amino acids.
UGGAAGGGUGAAUUUGUCAUCUGUGGUUCAAACCCUAGUCUCUCCGAGCUCUCUCACUCUGACUAUAUACCGAAGCUUCUUCUUCUGCAUGCAGUCGCAUUUCGCGAGGCACCCACUUGGUGAUCUCACCAUUUCUGUCUCUUUCACACUCACCGGCCUUUACAGGUCGGACUUUUCUUCUUCUUUGAUUUCAUUUCAUGCAUUAUUUCCACUCUGUUUCUCUACUUACUGAGAAUAUUCAAGUUUGUUGGAAAGAAUUUUAGUUCGUUUUUGCUUCUUAACUCAUUAUGUGGCGAUCUACGUUGUUUUUAAUGGCAAUCAUAGUGUAAUUCCACUCUUAUGAUUGUGUUCGUCAUGUUCGGGCUCUGUAGCUACUGAGUAUUUGUUGGAGGUGUAGGGUAUUUUGUUUGUUGUUGGAGAUCAUUGUUAUUACUAACUUCAGGAAGAUCUCUGAAAAGUGAUUUUUUUUUUUUUUUUUAAUUUUCUUAGUCUUGUGGAGAGAUUGAGAAUAGGUUGUGUCUCUUACACUCAGCUCAUUAUAUGCUUCUCGGUAUAUUUCUUGUAAUAAUAUUCUGUGCUAUUGGUGUGGUUGAUGCAAAGUGGGGAAUCUCAAAGGUCGAAAACUUAAUGGUGUGAUUGUAGUUAUCCUAUUUAUAAAGGAGAAAGAUAUCCUAAUAAUUUCUUAGAUUCACAAGCACGAGUUUGUACCAAAAAAUGUUAUACUGAAAGAAUCCACAGAUAGUGAAGAGUGGAGCUCUUCCUUUUAUCUGGUACAAAGUAGGUGGGCCAAAUGUUAUAUUUGGAUGUUUACUAAAUUCUUCCUUUAGAGGAGAAAGACUAUUGGUCUCGGGGUGGACUAUUUGGAAGCUAUAACCGUGAUAAGUAUGGUUAGGUUCCGUUUGUACCCUUGGAUUUCGACAUAUUUUAUGGCAUACGUUGUAUUGGCUCACCACAUGCUGGUCCCCAUCUGAGUCUCUACGAUGGAAGAUUCCUCACACCAGUCAUCGGUGUUUCAGAAGAUAUGUGGCCAUUCUUACCUCACUUCUAGACUCUCCCCUGACCUUCACUCCGCACGGCUGACCGGUGUAUUUGCUAAUGGUGUUUUGGAGAAUCCCUUGAAGACAGCUUAUCAUGGGACUGGCUUGGUUGGAGUUUCACCCACUUCUCCUUUUCUGGUACAAGCUCCUUCUGAGAAAGGUGCAGCUGGCUUUGCCGUGGAUUUUCUUAUGGGAGGAGUAUCUGCUGCUGUUUCUAAAACAGCUGCUGCUCCAAUUGAGCGUGUCAAAUUGCUGAUCCAAAAUCAGGAUGAGAUGCUUAAGACUGGUAGGCUAUCUGAGCCAUACAAAGGAAUCACCGACUGCUUUGCCCGAACAAUUAAAGAUGAAGGAGUCAUAUCUCUAUGGAGGGGAAAUACUGCAAAUGUUAUCAGAUACUUCCCCACACAAGCUUUGAAUUUUGCCUUCAAGGAUUACUUCAAGAGGCUGUUCAACUUCAAGAAAGACAGAGAUGGUUACUGGAAAUGGUUUGCUGGGAAUUUGGCCUCUGGUGGUGCUGCUGGUGCUUCAUCUCUUUUAUUCGUUUAUUCCCUUGAUUAUGCUAGAACUCGUCUGGCCAAUGAUGCUAAGGCUGCUAAAAAGGGUGGCGAGAGGCAGUUUAAUGGUCUUGUUGACGUUUACAAGAAAACCCUUAAAUCCGAUGGCAUUGCUGGGCUGUAUCGUGGAUUUAACAUCUCUUGUGUUGGAAUUAUUGUGUACCGUGGUCUUUACUUUGGAAUGUAUGAUUCAAUGAAGCCCGUAGUUUUGGUUGGCGAUUUGCAGGAUAGUUUCCUUGCUAGUUUCUUGCUUGGUUGGUGUAUCACGAUAGGAGCUGGUUUGGCUUCUUACCCAAUCGAUACUGUUCGCAGAAGAAUGAUGAUGACCUCAGGCGAAGCAGUCAAAUAUAAUAGCUCAUUGGAUGCAUUCAAACAGAUCGUUAAGAAUGAGGGAACCAAAUCUCUCUUCAAGGGUGCUGGGGCAAACAUUCUACGUGCUGUUGCCGGUGCUGGUGUGUUGGCUGGUUACGAUAAGCUUCAGCUCCUUGUUCUUGGCAAGAAAUAUGGUUCUGGUGGUGGUGGUUAAAAGAGCUUCUAAGACUGCAGGGAUGAGUGAAGAUUGCGAAGUUUCUCAUAAGUUAUCUCUGAGUGUUUGUUGUUUGUGUUUGAGCUUGACAUAGUGAUUGACUUUUGCUAACAUCUGCCAUGUGCAGAAAUGUUUGUAUUUUGCUGCACAUAUCAUAAGGAACACGGGCACUCUGUUCUUAGCAGAAUGUCGGUCUCGGAUACUGCUUUUGGUGUAACUUCUUUUAUAAUAUCAUUCACGUUUGCUUUCAA